AUGACAGCUGUAGUAAGUAGUAAUAGUGUCUAUAUAUUUCUGUUAAAUUAUUAACAUUGUUGUGAUAAUGUCGUAGUCUCCAAGUACCCUAGAUCAUACGUGUAUAUUAAGAUAAUAGAUAAAUAAAAAAUGUCUAAGGAAAAUAAAAAUAUAAAUGAAGAAAUAUUGGAUGAUAAAGCGAAAAGAAAAAAAGAGCGAGAUGAUUAUUUUCUAAAACUAGAAAAAUGGUUACAAGAAGCCUAUGCAUGGCAAAGUGCUGCUGCUACUGUACCGUAUUAUCUUAUGUCUGGUCAACUGUUGCAUCAACCUGGAUCCCCGCUGAAUCAAUCACCGGCUAGUUGCAGCAAUAUCAAUACUUCAUCAAUAAAUACCCCUGGCACUUUACAAUCAACAAGUUCAAGUGCACAAACUAAUCAGCAGGCUGAUCAGUCUAGAAAUAAUUUAAAUGGUACAACUUCCAAUUCCAAUUCCAAUCGACCUGAUGGUAUUGAAUAUCAUAUACCGCCGAUAUGGAAACGUUUUGUAGCAGAAUUAAUAGACUCGUUAAUGUUGUUUGUUUUAAAAUUAGUAAUAACAUUUGUUGCGCUAGAUAUAUUUGCCACCAUGAAUAUGGAGCCGUAUACUCUUGACACACUGCAGAGUAGUUUAAAAAUAGUUGACUAUAAAAUGGCUAUGGACGUUGCAUCGACGAUAUUGAUUUGGGAAUUGAUGCAUCGUUUUAUUGUCUGUGUAUUUGAGGCAAUUUUUAUUCAACACGGCAUAAAUGGUCGUAUCGGUGGAGCAACACCCGGUAAAUUCCUGAUGGGUCUUAGAGUUGUGCAAUGCCGUACAAUAACACCAGUAGAACGUCGUGAUGGGACCGAAGUGGUGCUAGUAUCUCCUGGUACCGACCUGGGUCUCCCGUUAGCUCUGGGACGUUCAAUUGUAAAAAAUUUAAUAAUGACUCUAAUAUUUCCAAUCUGCUUCUCCCUGUUUUCCUUUAGAUUCAAUCGUACCGGUUACGAUCUCGCUUGUCAUUCAAUAGUAGUUGAAGAUCCCGACAGAACAAACAACAACAAUAACUUCAACAAUCGCCCUCACCAAGAUUAAACAAUUAUUUACCACUAAAUGUUUUUAUAUGAAUUUAAAUAUUUUAAAUCUAAAUUGUAAAGUCUGUACAUAAAAUUAUAUAUAAAUAUAAAAUAUAUGUCUAUUAAAAUAUAUUUU
This is a messenger RNA of Cotesia glomerata, 1206 nucleotides long. Its product is annotated as protein FAM8A1. The record is from RefSeq and is a predicted model, not a curated record. The transcript has 6 exons. Bases 130 to 1089 code for a protein of 319 amino acids. Lineage: Eukaryota; Metazoa; Arthropoda; Insecta; Hymenoptera; Braconidae.